AUGGAGGGAAAACAUAAGACUCCACCCACAGCCCUCAGGCGCCAGACCUCGAGCAUCAAAUCUCGUCGCAGACCGGCAAUGCGGUCUUUUUCAAACUCUUCUUACCCGCAGAUACCUUCUCGUCGCUCCUCACUUUCCAUGACUACAGGGUACGAUUCGAGCGACCUUGCGACGUCAACCAGAACACCAUCUCUCAGCGAUAGUCUUUACAAGAUCGACGUAGUGAAAAUUCGCCAGGAGCACACUAAACCUGAUAUUCGCAAGAGCGGUCUCGAUGCGAGUGAAGACCCCUUCGUUGAACAUAAGUAUCCAAACCGUGCCAUACCCAGAGUAGGAUUAAUGACCAGGAGCGGGUACCAACUGGUGCCACAACUGCUUGUCCGCUGGAGCUCUGGUUCUUAUCGCUCUAUAGAGCCGUGUCUUUCGUCAGAUAUGGUGUCGUCAUCUGAUGGAACGGGACAACUUAACUCGCAUCAAGACUCCAGGCCAGACUCUGAUCCAUUGUGCCCGUUGGAACUUCCAGUGGCUUUCGCUAGUAUGCGCUCUUGUGCGGGAAGGCCCUAUAUGAACGCAGACUCAUCUAUGUCUGUAUGGACUUCGGUGAACAUAACUGCCGAUGUGAGCCCUAUCUCGCUUCGCGAAAGCACAAAGCUUGCGCCUCUAGACAUGAUCAUACUUUUUGACAGCUUGCAACAACCUUCCGUCAGCCUUCUGACGCCAAUGGUUGUGGCAUCUUCUGUGCUGACUUCGAAUCUGGUCUUGAACCAUGACAGGCUGGCUAUCGCGUGUGUGGAUGGAGGUGCCAACAGCGGGUUUGAGCUGUUACUCCCUUUGGGGUUUCACUCAUUUGGAACAAUAAGAAUUUCUCUGAAUACUUUCUCUCUUCGCCAGCUGAAAAAGAAAAGGAGAAUCGGAUCAAACUUGGGCCACUCCCUCCGGCAGAUCUCUCAACUGUUUUCUCCUUCUUCCAGAGCCGCCUUUGGCCACUUGGUGCUCGUUUCCGCAAACUCUCCGAAAGAUACUCUUUUCAUUUCCGGUGUUGAUCCAGCGAUUGGUUUUCACACGAUAUCCCCACAAUUGACUUUUCCUUUGAACACAACGAACCAUCCUCUUGGGUGGCAUAUCUUUUAUGACGCCGAUGCAGACGAUCCACGAUCCCUCGAAUCCCACUUCAUGCGCAAGGUAUCCAAAGUUGUUCGGCAGCUUCGCACCGGCAUCAAUCCCGGCUGUAUAUCAAAUCUUGAACUGGGCGUCAACCACGGCCCUGGAUGCAAGUUCGAGUCCGCAGUGGAAUGCUGCAAAUUGAACCGACUGCGACCAGGCGAAACAUGGGUCCUCAAAACGAAAAUCGGCACGCCCGUCAAAUUCUACCAAGAGACCCAUCUGACUCAACACCCCAUCAUCCAAGAUUUGAUCGGCCAGAUCAAUGAGGUCAUUCGAAUGUAUUCAUCUGAGCCGGUUGCCCAGCAUGUUCUCACUGCUCAUCUUAAAUAUUAUCAUUCUUUGCUUCCACCACUACAUGCUAUUUGCUUGGAAACCCACUGUACCAUCUCUCGUACCCCGUUUUCAUCAUUCCCUUCUCUUUCGGAGCAAAAGGACUCUGCGCUCAUGCUUUAUGAACAGGAUGAUGAUGCUAUCAGUAUCAGCAUGGAAUCUGCCAGCGAAAGCAAUUGA
This is a messenger RNA of Penicillium soppii, 1674 nucleotides long. RefSeq lists its product as uncharacterized. The record is from RefSeq and is a predicted model, not a curated record. The transcript has 3 exons. Lineage: Eukaryota; Fungi; Ascomycota; Eurotiomycetes; Eurotiales; Aspergillaceae. Bases 1 to 1674 code for a protein of 557 amino acids.